Messenger RNA from Linnemannia hyalina, 1686 nucleotides. The record is from the annotation of a GenBank genome assembly. NCBI's taxonomy places the organism in Eukaryota, Fungi, Mortierellomycota, Mortierellomycetes, Mortierellales, Mortierellaceae.
AUGUUGACCGCAGCGCGACCACUCGUCAGCAGCAGGACUAACAUGGCCUUGCUCGGCCAAGCAAGACGCCAGACAGUCAACUCUCUCAAAAUCACCACUUUCUCCUCUUCCUCGUCAACUCUCGCCCAACAACAACACCGCCUCUUCGCCACUAGUUUCAGUCGGGCUCAGGCUACUACAACAAUAAGCCAGGUACCAAUCCUCAAGCCCAGCACGGCGGCACGAUCCAUCCCUCCAGCAUUACCCAACAAAACCAUCAAAACCAUCUUGACAACAACCGAACCCGACACGGUGGUCAAGGUCCAGGGCUGGAUCCGAUCGACGCGCCAACAAAAGCAUGUUACCUUUGUGGAGGUUAACGACGGAUCGAGUCUCAAAGGUGUGCAAGCUAUUCUCAGCGGAGGCCAAGGCAAAGGAUUGGUUGCAGGCACAAGUGUCGAGCUGGAAGGAACAUUGGUCAAGAGUCUCGGAAAGGAGCAAGCAUUGGAGUUACAAGUCUCCAACAUGAAAGUUCUUGGAUCCUGCGAUGCUGAGACAUACCCACUCCAGAAGAAGCGCCACUCAUUCGAGUUCCUCAGAGAGAUCUCACACUUGCGUUCAAGAGCCAAGACUGCAAGCGCCAUCCUCCGUCUCCGCAGUGCCUCUACCUGGGGCUUCCAGAAAUUCUUUGAGUCGCAAGAGUUUGUCCAGGUUCAUACACCAUUGCUAACAUCGCACGACUGUGAGGGUGGCGGAGAGGUGUUCAAGAUUGCACCCCGGAUAUCAGCCCGCGCUCAACAACAACACGAAGAAAAGAAGGGCAGCACCAACCAACAAUCACUAACGCCACCAUUAGGACCAGCACCGUCAGAGUUCUUUGGAUCACCCGUUUACUUGACUGUUUCAGGACAACUGCACCUGGAGAUCAUCGCCAGUGCACUUUCGAGAGUCUAUACAAUGGGACCCGUCUUCCGAGCAGAACCCUCCAUGACCCCUCGCCACUUGUCCGAGUUCUGGAUGCUGGAAGCCGAGGUUGCAUUCUUGGACAAACUAGACCACCUCUUGGACUUCUCUGAGGCAUGUUUGAGGGAGACCACGAGGUACCUGUUGGAGACCUGCAGUGAUGAUAUCGAGUUUUUGAACACUUGGAUCGACAAGUCGCUUAAGCAGAGAUUGGUCCAGCUGGUGGAAGAGCCCUUCAAGCGGAUGACCUAUACCGAGGCCGUCGAGAUUUUGCAAAAGUCUGGCGAAAAGUUUGAAUUUGAGCCCAAGUGGGGUCAGGGUCUGCAGAGCGAGCACGAGAAAUGGUUGGCCGGAUCGUAUUGUAAAGGACCUGUCUUUGUCACGGACUACCCUGCUGGAUUGAAACCCUUUUAUAUGCGGAAGAACGAUUCCACUGUUGCUUCAUCUGCAGGAUCUGAGGAUCGGACGACAGUCGGGUGUGUCGAUCUGUUGGUCCCCGGUGUUGGUGAGUUGAUGGGCGGGUCUUUGAGAGAAGAGAGACCCGAGGUGUUGAAGCAGCAGCUGAAGGACUUUGGGUUGGGAGAAGAAGAAUACCAAUGGUACAUGGAUCUGAGAAAGUACGGUACGGUCCCUCAUGGUGGGUGGGGUAUUGGCUUUGAGCGGUAUCUCCUCAUGGUCACCGGCAUGGACAAUGUCCGCGAUAUCAUUCCCUUCCCUCGCUACAACAACCACUGUAAAUUUUAA